This is a messenger RNA of Oncorhynchus mykiss (rainbow trout), 9354 nucleotides long. RefSeq names its product WIZ zinc finger b (gene wizb). The record is from RefSeq and is a predicted model, not a curated record. Gene Ontology annotation, molecular function: DNA-binding transcription factor activity, RNA polymerase II-specific; RNA polymerase II cis-regulatory region sequence-specific DNA binding. Gene Ontology annotation, biological process: regulation of transcription by RNA polymerase II. Lineage: Eukaryota; Metazoa; Chordata; Actinopteri; Salmoniformes; Salmonidae. Gene Ontology annotation, cellular component: nucleus.
UCACGUAACUGUGGCGUGCCUGCAGGCAAAUAACAUGGAGUCGAGUGUGUGGUCUCUGCAAGCGGGUUCAUGGAAAAAAUGUAGCACCGAUGUGACAAAAAUAUAGCAACACACUCUACAUGCAUUCAUGGACCGAGGAUAUUCGUAGCUUUGUUCCAUAUAAAGCAUGGAGAACGGUGCGUAAACAACUCCUUUCCUCAGACCACAAGCCAGGCCGUUUUCCUGGAAGAGAACACCACACACAAUGUAGACUGUAGUGGUCAGCAGUGGAACACCAUACUGUGCUCUGGGGACCAUGGAGCUAGAGGGGGAUUCUCUUUCCCCCAGGGAUUCCUUCACCUCAGUGAGCAGCUAUGGGCCACCACCCUCAUUCUCAGCACAGGACACCGUAACCCACAACUUCCUAAAUCAGACCUUACAGGUUUCAGACGAGCUCAUCUUCAGUGGGAGCCCAUGGUCCAGUGGUGGCAAUGGGGACUUUGAGAGGACCGGAGGCCCCCUAUCCCAGGUGGAAUCAGGGAGGAGUGCACAGAGGAGCAUCAGGCCCUCAGCCUUUCCCUCCUCCCUGACCUGGGACUCUGACUCUGAGAAAGAGACACUAGACGAGGAGGAGCUACAGCAUUUUUCUAACCCUCACGGUCUGGCCGCUCACAGCCCAGGAUCCCUCUCCUCUGGACACAGACCUGACAGUGAGGAUGACCAAGCACCUGAACAACUGCCGCACUUACCCACUGAGACAAACCUACUCAGCCCCGUGGAGGAGCGGGACCAAGACAAGCCUAACACACACAGAGAGGAGCCAAAGAAGGCCCAAUCCAGUUCCAAAGAAUUGGUAGAUGACAGUGUCUGGGAUAUAUCGGAGAAAGCUGAAGUGUUUCAGUCCAAAGUCACAUCAAAGGAGGGGCGCAAAAUUGAGGAAGAGGGAGAGGAAGAGGACCUGACAGGGAAGGACAAGGAGCCUGAGCGGGAUGUGUACACCUUUCCUGGGGACUCAGACACAGAGAGCCCCCCACCAGCACCCUGGGCGCACUGCACCUUCAUCCAGCGUCGGAAGAAGAAGAGGGCCCUGCUCAGGCCCUUCUCUGGCCAGGGCUCCUGGGAACGCACAUCAACAGGAGCUGGGAUGAAGGCAAGGGGUGCUUCCUCAAGAGCAAAGAGCUUGGUGCCAGUGAAGGUGAGUGGAGGGGCCUAUGACUUUAAGGAGGACUUGGAAAAGGCAACAGAGGAUCUGGAGAAGGUAGAAGAGGAAAAGGGUGGUGAAGAAGAAGGAGGAGAGGGAGAGCUUAGUGAAGAGAUUUUCACCUGUGUGGAAUGUAGCAUUUACUUCAAGAAGCAGGUCUACCUGCAGGAUCACAUGCAAGAGCACAGUCAGAGCAGGCCGGGGGCUGGCAGGAGGGAGCGCGGAGUGAAGGGCGCGCGAUUUCGGUGCGUGGAGUGUGGAUGGAACCUGUCAAACAGGCUGGCUCUGGCGGACCACAACAGACGACACCAGGAGUCUCGUCAGAAGAUCCUGAAGGAGAUUGGGAAGCUGAGUGACAGUGGGAAAGGAGAGACUACGCAAGGUGAACCGAGCAAGGUGACCAAACCUGCAAGCCCAGUCCUAGAACCAUUUGUAGCUCUAGUCACGACUCCAGCUCCAGCUCCAUUCACAGAGCCAGAUCCAGUUCCAGUCCGGGCCCCAGUCAAAGCUCGAGCCAAAACUCCAGUCAAAGCAAAGGUCAAAGGCCCAGCCAAUCGUCGCUAUCUCUGCCUCAAGUGUGACUUCAGUACACGCACCUCACAGGCAUUGGCCAACCACGCCAAGACCCACAACAGAAAACCUACUGGUCUGCAGCGAGCCUCUCCACGCUUUCAGCCAAAGCUCACUUCUAUGGAGCCGCCUGUGUCACCUGGAUCUGCCUCUGGCCUGACCUCCAUCUCUCUCACUUGUGAUCAGUGUGCCUUCCAGGCCUCCAGUCAAACUUCCCUGAAGGAGCACCAACACGUGGCUCACCCCGCGCAGACCUCCAUCUGUGGGGAAGGGCCUGAAGAGAUGAACCGUCCAGGGUCCAGAAUUGAUGCUUCCUCUCCACCAUGUUCUGAUACGCUUUCUAAGCCUGUCUCUCCACCAGAGGGCCAAAGCCAAUCAAAAGCCAGUAAGUCUUCUUCCUCUAGUUGGAUCUCUGCUAUGGAGGACAGUGACACACUGCCCCAACCAUCAAACACUGCUACAGCUCCCCAGCGUAGAGAGUUAGCUUUUAAGACCAUCGGGAACAAGAGGGCAAAUCGGAGAGGGAAGGUGGGGACAGAACUCCUCUGGCCAAAUCCCAGACUGGACAGUGGGUCACCUGAGACCGAUGAUGCACAAAGCCAGGGCCAGAGCCCUGACCUGGCAACCGAUAUGAACCAAAAAGAGACUGAAUCACUUGUUGGAUCCAAACCGCUCACCAGGGCUCGAUCCCUCCGAGAUGACUCCUCUCUAAAACAACAGAGCCUCACAGCCUCAUGCUCUACAGAAAGGAAGCCCAUGAAGGAAGAGGAAGUGGACGGGGAGCCAAAGGUUGCUUUUGAAAAGAAGAGUAACAAGGUUUUUUCUGAUGAAAAUGACGAUGAUGAUGACAACGAUGAUGAGGACAACGAUGAUCAUGAGGAAGAAGAGGAAGAGGAGAAUAUCCGGCGUUUCCUAGCGGAGGGCAUAUCAGAUGAGGAUUAUGAGGAGAUUGAUGAGGAGACGGGGACCCUGAAGAGCGUGGAGAGGAAAUGCCCCUACUGCCCUGAUCGCUUCCACAACGGCAUCGGGCUGGCCAAUCACGUCAGGGGCCACCUCAACCGAGUUGGCGUCAGCUACAAUGUGCGCCACUUCAUAUCCCCCGAGGAGGUCAAUGCCAUUGAGAAGAAGUUCUCCUACCAGAAGAAGAAGAAAAAGGUUGCCAACUUUGACCCGGAUACGUUCAGUGUGAUGCGCUGUGAGUUCUGCAAUGCUGGCUUUGACACCCGGGCUGGCCUGUCCAGCCACGCCAGGGCGCACCUGCGGGACUUUGGGAUUACUAACUGGGAGGUGACUGUCUCGCCCAUCCAUAUCCUCCGGGAACUCUUCUCCAGCCGCCCAGACCUGGUUCUCCCCACAGCCCCCCCACGCAGCCCAGCCUCAGACGAGGAGGAGGAAGACCUGGAGACGGAGGAGGAAGAACCAGGGGGAGGGGAGGGGAGUGAAGAGGCAACAGGUGCUACAGUCUCCAUCCUACUGCCAUCGUCGCCUUCUCAGCCUUGGGAGAAAGACCACAGCGUUGGUGAGCCUGAAGGCGGGGAGGAGGAAGAGCAGAUGCCAGCACUGGACAGCUUGACCUCCAGCCCAGGGAGGAAGGGUCUGUUUUCCCUGGACCCAGAGAGCCCCUCCCCGAGGGAUGAAGCUGACAUCAAAGUGUCCAACCUGUUAAAGUGUGAGGUGUGCAGUGCCCCCUUCGAGACGAGGCGGGGCCUAUCUAGUCACGCCCGUUCCCACCUGCGCCAGCUGGGCAUCGGCAUGUCGGAGAGUAGCGGGGCACCCAUCGACCUCCUCUACCAGAUCACCAAGGAGCGUGGUCUGGAUGGGCACUUCCCCCCUCCCCUCCCCCGCCCCCCCAUCGCCAAGAAGCCCCUUCACGUCCUGCCAGCCCCACGGAAAGAAGAGAGAUAUCAAGACACCGACAUGGACGAGAAACCCAUCCCUCUCUCCAUCCCCUCCCCUGUGGCCUCCCCUCCCCCCUCACUCAUCAGGGCCUGCUCCCCUUCUCCUGUGGUGAGGAAGGCCCCCAUCUCCUCCCUGCUGCCUGUGUCCUCCCCCCUGCGCUGUCUGGACCAUAAGCCUGGAGGGGUGAAGAGCACCAACUCUAACCUCUCUGCCAAACCCUUCUGGGCUCCACAGGAGACUGAUGCCCCACUCAACCUCACAUUGGAGGUAGACCCCAACAAGGACAUAGUGUGCCAGCUGUGUGGCGCCUGGUUCGAGACGCGGAAGGGCCUGUCCAGCCAUGCCCGAGCCCACCUGCGUCACUUUGGGGUGGAGUACUCGGAGUCCAAAGGUUCCCCCAUAGACCUCCUCAACCAGCUCAUUCACACUGAUGACUUCAAGCACAGAGCCAGCGCCCUGCAGCCUGAGGGGCCCCAGGGGCUCAGGGGCCUCACAGCCAGCCUCUCCUCCCCCAAACGCUCCCUCCUCACCACCUCCUCCACACCUCUCCUCUACAAGGUCACUACGAUGGGGGGCGGAUCUGGGUCCAAAGCUACCUCUUCUUCAGCUUCCUCAAUGUUUGGCCCGCCCUCCAAACGUCCCAAGUCCUCCAAAUUACAGGUCUUCCGUUUGAGUGGCGGGGAACUCACGCCCAUCCCCCACAGUGAACCAGUGAAGGAGAUCGGCUGUGAGUUCUGUGGGGAGUACUUUGAAAACCGUAAAGGCCUCUCCAGCCACGCGCGUUCCCACCUGCGCCAGAUGGGCAUCACAGAGUGGACAGUCAACGGUUCCCCGAUAGACACCCUGCGAGAGCUGAUAACACGUCGAGGUCUACCAUGCGCCCUGCCCCUUAAGCCCCUAAAAUCUCCCCCUCCAUCCCCCGGACCCCCUCGCUCCCCCUUGUCCUCCCCUGCCUCGCCCAGCCUCCUGAGUCGCCUCCCUUUUGCCUUCGCCCACCCACCCAGCCACCAGUCCACAGUGCGUAAGAUGGGCUCAGCUCCACCGGCCUCCCCUAGCCUGAUAGUCAAGCUGAAGCCUGAGCCUAUGCAGCUGGAAGUCACCAUGCCAGGAGCAGUGGGGGGAGCAGCGGGAUACUCCUCUGAGCCACUUAAUUGCAGCUGGAGCAGCUCUGACAUUAUGCUCCCUCUUAACUUGGUCACAGCCCAUGAAGUAGAGCCCACUCGGGACAUCCGCUGUGAGUUCUGUGGGGAGUACUUUGAGAACCGCAAAGGUCUCUCCAGCCACGCCCGUUCCCACCUGCGCCAGAUGGGCAUCACAGAGUGGACAGUCAACGGUUCCCCCAUAGACACCCUGAGAGAACUCAUGCACAAGAAUGGGGGCACCUCGUCCCCAGCCCCGGGGCUGAAGAAGGAGAACAGCCAGGGGUCCAGCCCCACCUGGGAAGGCCUGGUGGGGGGCCUGGGUUACCAGUCGCCCAAGUUCUCCCGCAAAUCCCCCCUCAACCUGCUGCACUCUGGCUCCCGGCUUCAUAAGCACGGCCUGGGGGCGGUGGGCCUCUCCUCCACCCCUCCCGCCGGGAAGUUUUUUGCGGUGUCCCUGCUGGGUAAGAGACCCCUGACGGAGGAGGGCCGUCCAGUUGAGAGGUCACCAUCCCACCCCCAGUCCUUUUCGCCCCUGCCACAUGACCUCUCCAUCAAAGGGAAGUCCUCUCCAGACAAGAAUGCGGGAGGGCACCUGGAUGCCAGCUGUGAGCUGUGUGGGUUCUACUUUGAGAACCGCAAGGCGCUGGCUAGCCACGCGCGGGCCCACCUGCGGCAGUUUGGCGUGACAGAGUGGUGUGUGAACGGUUCGCCCAUCGAGACGCUGAGUGCCUGGAUGCGCAGCCGGCCCCACAAGGUGGUGGAGAUGCACCGCAGCUACAUGCAGGGCUCCAACCGCUCCACCUCCAAGAAGAAAAGCAGCCUGUCUCUCUCCCCAUCAUCCGACUCUGACCUCCUCCCCCCCAUGCCCUCCCAGAAGCAUUCCUCCUCCUCCCAGUGGGCGGCUUUGGGGCUGGCCCAGGCCAGACGGGUAGGCCGGGAGCUCACCCUGGCAUCACCCCGGGCAGCAGAGGGUGAUGCAGGUCUCACUCCCCCCUCCCGACCCAGCCACAGCAGUCACAGUCCCAGCCCCACCCGACUCUCCAACACCCUUCCUCCCCACACACAGGUGGCCCGCAGCGAGCUCAACGUGCGCCUGCCCAGAGGCUUUGAGCGACGACCUCUUAAACACCCCUCCCACUCAGAGGGAGGAGAGAGGGACAGUGGCACCCCCAAGCCCCCUCGCACCGGCACCAUUCCUGCCCUGGUGCCCAAACCCCCUUCCACCCCCCUGGUCAAAGUGGUGGGAAAGAUCUACUCCCUCAGGUGCCGGUUCUGUGAGGUGGAGUUCCAGGGUCCUCUCUCUGUGCAGGAGGACUGGAUCCGCCACCUCCAGCAGCACAUUCUCAACCUCAACUACAACAAGCCUGCUCCCUCUGUCACGGACCCCCCAGUCCAAGACCACAACCCAACCCCAACCUCAACCCCAGUCCCAGCCACUACCUCCAGCUUCACCACAACUCCUGCCCCCACCUCAACCCUACCCUCCAUCCACACCCACACCACAGCUCCUACUGUUCCCCCUCUUUGCAGCCCCUCUCCUCCACCAAUGGCUGAGUCUGAUCCAAUUGUCACUGCCACUCCAAUGGCAACAGCCUCAGCAGAGUCCACCCUCACCCCGAUCCUGAUCCCCACCCUGUCCUUGUAACCCCCAGGUCCAUAACAAUCCACACAUUCUUCUAACCAUUUUGUUCUGCCACGUCUUUGCCAUGCCUUUUUUCCAUCCACUUGUUCCUUCGGCCUCAACACAGGGGACCUGUUGUUGAAGUGUUUUGAAGAGAAGCUUUCCCCCAACGAGCUCUCUCAACCCCCAGCCUCUCCUAGGAAGCUCUGCAGAUGGUUACAAAGCCCCAUUGCCAUGGGAACCCAAGAGUGGGUGAUUGCAACUGUCUAGGGCUUCGGGGUCUGCUGUUUCUUCUUUAUUUGAGCUGAAUGUUCAGUUUGUAACGUGGACAGUUACACUUCCUGCCGCUCAGUGGUUAACCGAGAGGUUAACUUAAACCAUAUUGAACUUUGACUUAUCUCCUUGCUCUAAACAGUGCUUUAUAAAGACCUGAGAGGCUCCGCCCAUUUAUAUUUGAAGCACUUAAUUAAGAGGAGCACACUCAUGGCUCCUGCUUUACUCACCUCAACAACAUUUUAAAAGGAGUUUAAAUAAUGUUUUUGUAUUCAUGCUUAGUCUAUGGUACAGACUUAAAAAGCCCAUUUACACAUUCUUUUGAUAAGGCAAUUUUAACGUAGACAAUGCCACAGAGCACUUACAUAAGUGCCCCAUUGAUUAGGGCAGUGAUGAUGAGGAAAAGGCCCCACGUCCCAUUCACCUUAGUGUUAGGCUGACAGGUGCAGUCACACAGUAACUCUUAAUGUUUUCUGAAUGUAGUUAAAGGGAUAGUUCACCCAAAUUACAUAUUGGUUUCCUUACCCUGCAAGCAGUCUAUGGACAAGGUAUCACAGCAGUCCAUGCUGUGGUUUAGUUUCAUUGGCACCGUUUCCAAAUGUUGUGGCACAAAUCCCAUUUAAGUCAUGGGUAUAAGAUAUUAGCAUUUUUCAAACAUCGUGCCCAAAACAUUCGAAAGUGUCUACAAUUGAUUGUAAAGCACAACAAAGUCACUUAUAGAUGAUUGCUGAUAUCAGUCCCAUGGGAGUUGUGCCACAAAUGCUAAAACAUUAGCAUUUGAAAACAGUGCCAGGGAAACUAAACCAGGAUUGCUGUCAUACCUUAUCUAUAGACUGUUUACAGGGUAAGGAAACCAAUGUGUCAUUUGGGUGAACUAUCCCUUUUAAUGCACUUAUCAUUUGAGAUGACUGUGCCAUAUUAAAGUAGACUGGUCAUCAUGUUAUUCCAUAGUUUGAUGUCCCCAACACUGUUUAGCUAACUGCAUUUAAGCUCUUGAUGAAACUCCUCUAUUCUUUAGAUGAAAGGGUCCAUAGAAGUAUUGACGGUCGCUAUUUCAAGUUUCAAUGCGGACACACAUACAAAUGUUGCCAUUUCUUUCUUGCCUUGUCAAUGAAACCCAAAACCUUGGUUGUUAUUUAUUAUACAUUUGAAUGUGGUGAACUAGGUUGUUUUUAGGCUCAAUUAGAACAUUGGAAUGUUUGAAAUUAGGCCAGUGACACUUUUAUCUAAGUGCAUAAGCUAUGUGUGUUUGUUUGUUUGUGUGUGUGUUUUUUUUGCACAAGAGGUGCAUGUGUAUGUCUUUCUAUGACUUUUAAAUGCUAGACAGAGGUCAACAGUAGCUAACACACAGGACCUCUCCGUAGCUAAAAUCUAGCUAAUCAUGGGAUCUGGUCUAUUUUUCAGUCUGAUCAGGACUUGACUGCAUCCGCCAUUCUCCUAAGGAUGUGCCAAAGAGUGUGUUUACUCCCUGGUCUCGCCUCUGUAAGCUGUUUACAUGGGACCUGUUCAUAGGGACAGCUACGGAGCAACCAAGGCUCCUCAUUGGACGAGGGACAUGUAUCGGUGUACAUCUGGAUCCAGUGACUCCCAGUAUGUGAACCACAGAGUUGACUGACUGUUGCAGUGACAUACAUAAGCGGCCUUGGCUUCAUGGAACUGUUACACUACUGCAUUGUUGCACCCAGUACACGGACGCCCACAGAGGUUGCUAUCUGUCAGAGCUCUGUGAAGUAUUGGUGCCCUUAAAUCCAGACGCAUUACGUAUGGCCUCUGGUGGAACAGCUUCUAAACUGGGGCGACGCUGUCACUCCAGCGUGUCUUCACAUUGCUUCAGGUAAGUGUUUAUAUCGCCUGCAAAGUGACGCAAUAACUGAAGAGUCCAUACAGAGAUGAACUUUUCAAGUUUGUUCAAGCAUUAAACUAUGUCGAAAACAUGACUGUUUGACCCUAACAAUCCCCCAUACCUUUUGUGGAAUAUAGAUACGUAUAUAUAACUACAUGUACUUAUGAAACUGUUGAUGCUAUUAGAGCUAUUAACAGUUCUAUUAACAGCUAGUUACAAAACAAAUGGAUCUUGAUUCCUUUUAUCGUGAUUUAGUUUCAACCUUCUAUGACAUGUCUUUUUAUUGCUCUGUGCAUUUGUGUAUUUGCAGUCCAGGAGGUGAAACCUUGAGUAUUUUUUAUUUUCUUUGUUAGCUAGUUUCUCCAAGCUGAACAUUGGUGCUCAUGAGAAUGGGAUGGUGGGGAUGGGGAGUGACUGAAGACAGGAGAAAAUGAGUGAUUGUUGUGUCCUAAGAUCAGAGGACUCUAAAUACUUCAGUCUUUAAAGGGGACCACUUUUGCACGUUCCGAUUUUUCUCCACCAGUGAGUGUUCACAUCGUGAUAGGGUUAGCCUCUGGCAGGUUUGUGACUGUGUUACCGUGUAAGAUGAGUUUCCGCUGGUGUUACAACUAAGUCCCCUUUAAGAUUGCCUGUGUGUACCCCUCAGCUGGUAUGACUGGCUGCAGAGGGUUGGUGUGUGUGUGAAUGAGUGUGUGAGUGCCUGUGGAGAGCUAAGACCAUGAUCUGAUGAUGAUAAUACAAAUAUUAAAGAAUUGUACUGUACCCAAAGGGUUGAGGUUCAUGUGAAUCAGCUCGUGAACAAACAUUAAAUGUGAUUUCAAACUCA